AUGUCCAACGCCCAGUUCUACGGCGGUCAGCAGCAGAUGCAGCAGUAUCCUCCCCCCGGCGGCGACUACUACGCCAACCAACAGGGACCCCCCCCCAUGCACAACCAAUACGUCCCUCAACAGAUGGACUACAACCAGGGGCCUCCUCCCCAGCAACAGAACGACAAGGGCGACAGCGGCGGCGGUGCCGGUGCAGCUGCCGCCUGCUGUGGGCUCGGUGCUUGUUGCUGUUGCUGCCUAGAGUGCUGCGCCUGUGCCGAGUGCUGUGAAGCCGUAGUUGACUGA
This is a messenger RNA of Cryptococcus amylolentus CBS 6039, 285 nucleotides long. RefSeq lists its product as hypothetical. The transcript has 3 exons. Lineage: Eukaryota; Fungi; Basidiomycota; Tremellomycetes; Tremellales; Cryptococcaceae. The record is from RefSeq and is a predicted model, not a curated record. The coding region runs from base 1 to 285 and encodes 94 amino acids.